This is a messenger RNA of Mycotypha africana, 525 nucleotides long. RefSeq lists its product as uncharacterized. The record is from RefSeq and is a predicted model, not a curated record. Bases 1 to 525 code for a protein of 174 amino acids. The transcript is spliced from 3 exons. NCBI's taxonomy places the organism in Eukaryota, Fungi, Mucoromycota, Mucoromycetes, Mucorales, Mycotyphaceae.
AUGGCAGACGACCAAGAGUACGGCUGGGAGGGAAUGAGAGUCAUUAUUUUAGUAUGUCUAGAUAGAAAUGAAAGAAAUAAGCCAUUAGCGAAGAUUGACAAUGAUAUGCAUCCAUUCAUGAUGGUGUGUGGCAAAAUGCGUACUGAGCCAUUUAUAGACAAAAGAGCCAUUCAUUCUCACCAAAAGACGUUCAGUGCAAAUGGGGCAGGUAACAUAAGAGUACCGAUGACCUUGAGAAUGGCCAACAUUGACAAUGCUAUUUCUCAAGGAGGAUGCCCUAUGGGCACUAUGAACCACUUGAAAAGUUUGGGUAGCGGUGGUGGUGAUGGUGGUGAUGGUGGUGGUGGUGGGGGUGGUGCCACCCCUCCUUUGACCACUGCUCUUGUGUUGUUGCGCAGUAUCAUUCAAAGGUUUGUUUGUGGAAGAAUGGAGAGCCUUCUUUGUCUUUUGCCUAUAUUGACUGUCCAGCAAGGGUUGGGAAGAAGGCAAGGAAGUGCUGCAAGACAUUUUCCUUCAGCUACUUGA